Molecule: messenger RNA, 933 nt
Organism: Tetrapisispora phaffii CBS 4417
Lineage: Eukaryota; Fungi; Ascomycota; Saccharomycetes; Saccharomycetales; Saccharomycetaceae
Gene: PHB2
Product: prohibitin subunit PHB2
Exons: 1
Coding region: 1-933 (310 amino acids)
Biological process (GO): mitochondrion organization
Cellular component (GO): membrane; mitochondrion
Source: RefSeq, a predicted model, not a curated record
AUGAGUAGAAACGCAGGUGACUUUCAAAGAUUUGCUAAGAUGCUGCAACAACAGGUUGCAAAAGCACAACAGAAUCCAAGAGGAAAUCCGGGUCCCGGUGUGCCUAAAGGUGUAUUUUCAGGCGUUGGGGCACUGUUAUUACUUGGUGGUGCUGCUGUGUUGGGUAAUUCAGCUUUGUUCAACGUUGAUGGUGGUCAUAGAGCAAUUGUUUAUUCGCGUAUUGGUGGUGUCUCUAAUAAGAUAUAUACUGAAGGUACUCAUUUUGUGAUACCUUGGAUUGAAACUCCGGUGAUCUAUGAUGUCAGAGCAAAACCCCGUAAUGUUGCUUCGUUGACAGGUACUAAAGAUUUACAAAUGGUGAAUAUUACAUGCAGAGUCUUAUCUAGACCAAACGUCACUCAACUUCCCACUAUAUACCGUACUUUAGGCCAAGACUAUGAUGAAAGAGUGUUACCUUCUAUUGUGAAUGAAGUUUUGAAAGCAGUUGUUGCACAAUUCAAUGCUUCCCAAUUAAUUACUCAAAGAGAUAAAGUUUCAAGAUUGAUACGUGAUAACUUGGUUUUAAGAGCUCAGAAGUUUAAUAUUACUUUAGAUGAUGUUUCAAUAACAUAUAUGACUUUCUCUCCCGAGUUCACCACUGCUGUAGAAGCUAAACAAAUCGCUCAACAAGAUGCACAAAGAGCAGCUUUUGUAGUGGAUAAAGCAAGACAAGAAAAACAAGGUAUGGUCGUUAAAGCUCAAGGUGAAGCUAAGUCUGCAGAAUUGAUUGGUGAAGCAAUUAAAAAAUCAAAAGAUUACGUCGAACUUAAAAGAUUGGAUACAGCUAAAGAUAUCGCUGAUAUACUGGCUAAGUCGCCUAAUAGAGUGGUAUUAGACAACGAAGCAUUGUUAUUGAAUACUCUAUCUGAUGCUCGUUUGAAAAAAGAGAAAUAG